GAGAGCGCGGCCGGGGCGGUUGAGAAGAAGGCGGCUCCCGGAAGGGGGAGAGACAAACUGCCGUGCCCUCCGCCGUUCGGGAGCCCGGUUACUUAUUUAUUCGUUAACCUUUUUCUUCUUCCUCCUCCCCCGAAACCUUUUUCCUUUUCCCCUCUUUUUAUUUUUUUCCUUUUUGGGAGCCGAAAAAAAAAUCUCCGGAAAGGGGGAGAAGGGCUCUUUUCGCUCCCUUUUUUCACUUCCCCGCCUCUUUUCCCUCCCUCCCCCACCUCUCCCCCCUCCGUCUUUUUCCUCCCAACUCGGGGAGGUCCUUCCCGGCGGCCGCCCCGACGGGGUCUGAGCGCCUAGGCGGAGGCGGCGCAGGCUUUUUGUAGCGAGGUUUGCGCCUGCGCAGCGCGCCCGCCGCGGCCAUGCACGGGGGCGGCCCACCCUCCGGGGACAGCGCAUGCCCGCUGCGCACCAUCAAGAGAGUGCAGUUCGGAGUCCUCAGUCCGGAUGAGCUGAAGCGAAUGUCUGUGACAGAGGGUGGAAUCAAAUACCCAGAGACGACAGAGGGAGGCCGCCCUAAGCUUGGGGGGCUGAUGGAUCCAAGGCAGGGGGUGAUUGAACGGACUGGCCGCUGUCAGACAUGUGCAGGAAAUAUGACGGAGUGUCCUGGCCACUUUGGCCACAUCGAGCUGGCCAAGCCUGUGUUUCACGUGGGCUUUCUGGUCAAGACAAUGAAGGUUUUGCGCUGUGUCUGCUUCUUCUGCUCCAAACUGCUUGUGGACUCUAACAACCCGAAGAUCAAGGACAUCCUGGCCAAGUCCAAGGGGCAGCCUAAGAAGCGGCUCACACACGUCUAUGACCUUUGUAAAGGCAAAAACAUCUGUGAGGGCGGGGAGGAGAUGGACAACAAGUUUGGAGUGGAGCAGCCUGAGGGCGAUGAGGAUCUGACCAAGGAAAAGGGCCAUGGUGGCUGUGGGCGCUACCAGCCCCGGAUCCGGCGCUCGGGCCUGGAGCUGUAUGCCGAGUGGAAGCACGUGAACGAGGACUCCCAGGAGAAGAAGAUCCUGCUGAGUCCCGAGCGGGUGCAUGAGAUCUUCAAGCGCAUCUCGGAUGAGGAGUGCUUCGUGCUGGGCAUGGAGCCCCGCUACGCCCGGCCCGAGUGGAUGAUCGUCACGGUGCUGCCCGUGCCGCCUCUCUCCGUGCGGCCUGCUGUGGUGAUGCAGGGCUCUGCCCGCAACCAGGAUGACCUGACUCACAAGCUUGCUGACAUCGUGAAGAUCAACAACCAGCUGCGGCGGAACGAGCAGAAUGGCGCGGCCGCCCACGUCAUUGCGGAAGACGUGAAGCUCCUGCAGUUCCACGUGGCCACCAUGGUGGACAACGAGCUGCCCGGCCUGCCCCGUGCCAUGCAGAAAUCUGGGCGUCCACUCAAGUCUUUGAAGCAGCGGUUGAAGGGCAAGGAAGGCCGUGUGCGAGGGAACCUUAUGGGCAAACGAGUAGACUUCUCGGCCCGCACUGUCAUCACCCCCGACCCCAACCUCUCCAUCGACCAGGUUGGCGUGCCCCGCUCCAUCGCCGCCAACAUGACCUUUGCAGAGAUCGUCACUCCCUUCAACAUUGACAGACUUCAGGAACUAGUUCGCAGGGGCAACAGCCAGUACCCAGGCGCCAAGUACAUCAUCCGAGACAACGGCGAUCGCAUUGACUUGCGUUUCCACCCCAAGCCCAGUGACCUCCACCUGCAGACAGGCUAUAAGGUGGAACGGCACAUGUGUGACGGGGACAUUGUCAUCUUCAACCGGCAGCCAACUCUGCACAAGAUGUCCAUGAUGGGGCAUCGGGUCCGCAUCCUGCCCUGGUCUACUUUCCGCUUGAAUCUUAGUGUGACAACUCCAUACAACGCGGACUUCGAUGGGGAUGAGAUGAACCUGCACCUGCCACAAUCCCUGGAGACGCGGGCGGAGAUCCAGGAGCUGGCCAUGGUGCCUCGCAUGAUUGUCACACCCCAGAGCAAUCGGCCUGUCAUGGGUAUCGUGCAGGACACGCUCACGGCAGUGCGCAAGUUCACCAAGAGAGACGUCUUCCUGGAGCGGGGUGAAGUGAUGAACCUCCUCAUGUUCCUGUCUACGUGGGACGGGAAGGUGCCCCAGCCAGCCAUCCUGAAGCCCCGGCCCCUGUGGACAGGCAAGCAGAUCUUCUCCCUCAUCAUCCCUGGCCACAUUAACUGUGUCCGCACCCACAGCACCCAUCCUGACGAUGAGGACAGCGGCCCUUACAAGCACAUCUCUCCUGGGGACACCAAGGUGGUGGUGGAGAAUGGGGAGUUGAUCAUGGGCAUCCUGUGUAAGAAGUCUCUGGGGACCUCGGCCGGCUCCCUGGUCCACAUCUCCUACCUGGAGAUGGGCCAUGACAUCACUCGCCUCUUCUACUCCAACAUCCAGACUGUCAUCAACAACUGGCUGCUCAUUGAGGGCCAUACCAUCGGCAUUGGGGACUCCAUUGCUGACUCGAAGACUUACCAGGACAUUCAGAACACUAUUAAGAAGGCCAAACAGGAUGUAAUUGAGGUCAUUGAGAAGGCCCAUAACAACGAGUUGGAGCCCACCCCGGGGAACACUCUGCGGCAGACGUUUGAGAAUCAGGUGAAUCGCAUUCUCAACGACGCCCGAGACAAGACUGGCUCCUCUGCCCAGAAGUCCCUGUCUGAAUAUAACAACUUCAAGUCGAUGGUCGUGUCUGGAGCCAAAGGUUCCAAGAUCAACAUCUCCCAGGUCAUUGCUGUCGUCGGGCAGCAGAACGUAGAGGGCAAGCGGAUCCCGUUUGGAUUCAAGCACCGGACUCUGCCUCACUUCAUCAAGGAUGACUACGGGCCCGAGAGCCGUGGCUUUGUGGAGAACUCCUACCUGGCUGGCCUCACACCCACCGAGUUCUUCUUCCACGCCAUGGGAGGCCGGGAGGGGCUCAUCGACACAGCUGUGAAGACUGCCGAGACUGGAUACAUCCAGCGGCGGCUGAUCAAGUCCAUGGAGUCGGUGAUGGUGAAGUACGACGCGACCGUGCGGAACUCCAUCAACCAGGUGGUGCAGCUGCGCUACGGCGAGGACGGCCUGGCCGGCGAGAGUGUGGAGUUUCAGAACCUGGCCACGCUCAAGCCUUCCAACAAGGCUUUCGAGAAGAAGUUCCGCUUUGAUUACACCAACGAGCGGGCCCUGCGGCGCACUCUGCAGGAGGACCUGGUGAAGGAUGUGCUGAGCAACGCACACAUACAGAACGAACUGGAGCGCGAAUUUGAGCGCAUGCGUGAGGACCGGGAGGUGCUCAGGGUCAUCUUCCCGACUGGCGACAGCAAGGUUGUGCUUCCCUGUAACCUGCUGCGCAUGAUCUGGAAUGCUCAGAAAAUCUUCCACAUCAACCCUCGCCUUCCGUCCGACCUGCACCCCAUCAAGGUGGUCGAGGGAGUGAAGGAAUUGAGCAAGAAGCUGGUGAUCGUGAACGGGGACGACCCGCUGAGCCGGCAGGCGCAGGAGAACGCCACGCUGCUCUUCAACAUCCACCUGCGCUCCACGCUCUGCUCCCGCCGCAUGGCCGAGGAGUUUCGGCUCAGCGGAGAGGCCUUCGACUGGCUGCUGGGGGAGAUCGAGUCCAAGUUCAACCAAGCCAUUGCCCAUCCUGGGGAAAUGGUGGGAGCUCUGGCUGCACAGUCCCUCGGAGAGCCUGCCACCCAGAUGACCUUGAACACCUUCCACUACGCUGGUGUGUCCGCCAAGAAUGUGACGCUGGGUGUGCCUCGACUUAAGGAGCUCAUCAACAUUUCCAAGAAGCCGAAGACCCCCUCGCUUACUGUCUUUCUGCUGGGCCAGUCUGCUCGAGAUGCUGAGAGAGCUAAGGACAUUCUGUGCCGCCUGGAGCAUACGACUUUGAGGAAGGUGACUGCCAACACAGCCAUCUACUAUGACCCCAACCCCCAGAGCACGGUGGUGGCAGAGGAUCAGGAGUGGGUGAACGUCUACUAUGAGAUGCCGGACUUUGAUGUGGCCCGAAUCUCCCCCUGGCUGUUGCGAGUGGAGCUGGACCGGAAGCACAUGACUGAUCGAAAACUAACCAUGGAACAGAUUGCCGAAAAGAUCAACGCUGGCUUUGGCGAUGACUUGAACUGCAUCUUCAACGACGACAAUGCGGAGAAGCUGGUGCUGCGCAUCCGCAUCAUGAACAGUGAUGAAAACAAGAUGCAGGAGGAGGAGGAGGUGGUGGACAAGAUGGACGACGAUGUUUUCCUGCGCUGCAUCGAGUCCAACAUGCUGACAGACAUGACCCUGCAGGGGAUCGAGCAGAUCAGCAAGGUGUACAUGCACUUGCCGCAGACAGACAACAAGAAGAAGAUCAUCAUCACCGAGGACGGGGAGUUCAAGGCCCUGCAGGAGUGGAUCCUGGAGACGGACGGCGUGAGCCUGAUGCGGGUGCUGAGCGAGAAAGACGUGGACCCUGUGCGCACCACAUCCAAUGACAUCGUGGAGAUCUUCACGGUGCUGGGCAUCGAGGCCGUGCGGAAGGCGCUGGAGCGGGAGCUGUACCACGUCAUCUCCUUCGACGGCUCCUAUGUCAAUUACCGGCACUUGGCGCUCCUGUGUGACACCAUGACCUGCCGUGGCCACCUGAUGGCCAUCACCCGACACGGAGUCAACCGCCAGGACACCGGGCCUCUCAUGAAAUGCUCCUUUGAGGAAACGGUGGAUGUGCUUAUGGAAGCGGCUGCCCAUGGGGAGAGCGACCCCAUGAAGGGCGUCUCGGAGAACAUCAUGCUGGGCCAGUUGGCACCGGCUGGCACCGGCUGCUUCGACCUCCUGCUUGAUGCUGAGAAGUGCAAGUACGGCAUGGAGAUCCCCACCAACAUCCCCGGCCUGGGCGCUGCUGGACCCACUGGCAUGUUCUUUGGCUCAGCACCCAGUCCCAUGGGAGGAAUCUCUCCAGCCAUGACGCCCUGGAACCAGGGUGCAACCCCAGCCUAUGGCGCCUGGUCCCCCAGUGUGGGGAGUGGAAUGACCCCCGGAGCAGCUGGCUUCUCUCCCAGUGCUGCUUCAGAUGCCAGCGGCUUCAGCCCAGGUUACUCCCCUGCCUGGUCUCCUACACCCGGCUCCCCCGGCUCCCCGGGCCCCUCCAGCCCAUACAUCCCCUCGCCAGGUGGUGCCAUGUCCCCCAGCUACUCACCGACGUCACCUGCCUACGAGCCCCGCUCCCCCGGAGGCUACACACCCCAGAGUCCUUCCUAUUCACCCACAUCACCCUCCUAUUCCCCCACCUCUCCAUCCUAUUCUCCAACCAGCCCCAACUAUAGCCCCACGUCACCCAGCUACUCCCCAACCUCACCCAGCUACUCCCCGACCUCGCCUAGCUACUCCCCGACCUCGCCCAGCUACUCCCCGACCUCGCCCAGCUACUCGCCAACUUCCCCAAGCUACUCUCCAACAUCACCCAGCUACUCGCCCACCUCUCCUAGCUACUCGCCCACCUCUCCCAGCUACUCGCCCACCUCUCCCAGCUACUCGCCAACUUCACCCAGCUACUCCCCCACCUCUCCCAGCUACUCACCAACGUCGCCCAGCUACUCGCCUACAUCUCCAAGCUACUCACCAACUUCUCCAAGUUAUUCACCCACGAGUCCUAACUAUUCUCCAACCAGUCCCAAUUACACCCCAACAUCACCCAGUUACAGCCCCACAUCACCCAGCUACUCACCCACGAGUCCCAACUAUACGCCUACCAGCCCAAACUACAGCCCAACUUCUCCAAGUUACUCUCCGACCUCACCCAGCUACUCUCCGACCUCACCCAGCUACUCCCCUUCCAGCCCACGAUACACACCACAGUCUCCAACCUAUACCCCGAGCUCACCCAGCUACAGCCCCAGCUCACCCAGCUACAGCCCCACCUCACCCAAGUAUACCCCAACCAGUCCUUCCUACAGCCCCAGCUCACCAGAGUACACCCCAACCUCCCCCAAGUACUCGCCCACCAGCCCCAAGUACUCACCCACCUCCCCCAAGUACUCACCCACCAGCCCCACCUACUCACCCACCACCCCCAAGUACUCCCCAACAUCUCCCACUUACUCACCAACCUCUCCUGUCUACACCCCAACCUCCCCCAAGUACUCACCCACCAGCCCCACCUACUCACCCACUUCCCCCAAGUACUCGCCCACUAGCCCCACCUACUCCCCCACCUCCCCCAAAGGCUCCACCUACUCGCCUACUUCACCGGGCUACUCCCCCACCAGCCCCACCUACAGCCUCACCAGCCCAGCCAUCAGCCCAGAUGACAGCGACGAGGAGAACUGAGGGUGAGCAGGGCGCGGUAGCAGCUGGCUAGUGCCUGCUGCCCUCUCACCUCCCUCCUGGGCCGGGAGCCUCCUGCUGGCUCCUCUGUACAUAGUUCCUUGUGACGAGUUUGCCGUUGAAGUCUGGACCCCGUUUCCGAGGGAUUUUUUCGUCUUGCUCUCUACUCGUGUUGUCUCAGACCCCCCCCCCCCCCGACCUAGCUGUGAUUCUCCUACUCUGACCCCACAUGAAGAUCCUUCCUGGCCUGUGGCUUGAUUAGGGGUAAGGGGUAUUUUCACUUCUUAGGGGUAAUUCCGGCUCUGGUUUGGUAACAUCAGAUCUCGGGAAAGAACAAAUCUAAAGCUGCCUUUUGUCUGUUAUUUUAUUUUUUUGAAGUUUAAAUAAAGUUUACUAAUUUUG
Molecule: messenger RNA, 6719 nt
Organism: Lepus europaeus (European hare)
Lineage: Eukaryota; Metazoa; Chordata; Mammalia; Lagomorpha; Leporidae
Gene: POLR2A
Product: RNA polymerase II subunit A
Exons: 29
Coding region: 408-6320 (1970 amino acids)
Biological process (GO): transcription by RNA polymerase II
Cellular component (GO): RNA polymerase II, core complex
Molecular function (GO): DNA binding
Source: RefSeq, a predicted model, not a curated record